This is a messenger RNA of Leptinotarsa decemlineata (Colorado potato beetle), 1653 nucleotides long. It is a transcript of the gene GC, whose product is annotated as gamma-glutamyl carboxylase. Gene Ontology annotation, molecular function: gamma-glutamyl carboxylase activity; vitamin binding. NCBI's taxonomy places the organism in Eukaryota, Metazoa, Arthropoda, Insecta, Coleoptera, Chrysomelidae. The record is from RefSeq and is a predicted model, not a curated record. Gene Ontology annotation, biological process: peptidyl-glutamic acid carboxylation.
UCUAGAUGUUUGAUAUGAAACGUGAGUGCAAUCAUUUAUUUGUGUACAGGCAGGAAUAUGGAAAAUGGGGAAAAGUUGAAAUGUAGAGAUUCAGUUGGACGCAUGGUGGAAAAUACUUGGAAGAAACUAAGACACAUCACCUUUGAAGAUAUCGUACUUUACUUUUAUCGGCCAACCGAUCCGUCAAGCUUGGGUAUUAUAAGAUGCCUUUUCGGUUUCCUGAUGCUACUAGAUUUAUCGGAAGAAAGAGGCGGUUCUAUUAUAGAUAUCAGAUGGGGAAACCCUCAAGAUUCGUUUUUCAGAUUACUACUCACCUCCGGACAAAUUGAUUACAUCAUCAUUCACUGGUUCGGGUUCUUACUGGAUUUGACGAUAGGAUUUUGGAUGUUGGUUGAAUUCACGAGGCCAGUGGCAAUGUUGUUUUGCGCCUGUUUCCAUUUGAUGAACUCACGGCUCUUCAGCAUAGGUAUGUUUCCUUACGUCUGCCUAGCAACUAUGCCGCUAUUCUGCGAUGAAACCUGGCCGAGAAAAAUUCAAUCCCUUUUCACUACGGACAACUUGGAAGCGGCUCCAUCAGAUUCGUGUAUAUACCCCAAAGACGAAACGAGAAUAGACCGGGAUCUUGUGCGGAAACCUAGCUGGAAACACAAAUUCGUGGCGACACUUUUAAUGUGCCAUUGUGGACUGCAAGCCUUUUUGCCGUACUCUCAUUUCAUCACAAAGGGCUAUAACAACUGGACUAACGGCUUAUAUGGCUAUUCUUGGGAUAUGAUGGUUCACUCAUGGGACACCAUAUUGGUGGUGGUGAAAGUGAUAGAUAAUGAUACUGAUAGAGAGCAUUUCAUCGACGCUGGUGCUUGGACCCAUAAUGACAGGUGGAGCAAACAUGCUGACAUGGGCGUCCAGUAUGCGCAGUGCUUGAAGAAAAACCUCAUUGCUGGAUUCGAAGGAAAAUCCCAUCUGGGGCAUUCUACUGCAAUAUCUUCGAAAUUCACAUCUGACAACAUCUCCAUUUAUCUCGACGUUUGGUGCUCUUUGAACAAACGCUUUCAGCAACGAAUGUUCGAUCCAAACUACGACUUGCUGAAAGCCAACUGGUCACCAUUUCAGCCGGUAGAAUGGCUUCUGCCUGUGUUGUGGCAGUACAGCGAUUUCAGGAAGAAAAUGGACGAAAUCAGCAAAGAGGUUCAUUCCUGGUCCAACGAUAGUGACGUAUUGUUCAUAGCGGAUUUUCCAGGCCUGUUCCUUGAGAAUUUCAUCAAUGAAGACUUCGAUAACGUAACUCUAACUAUCAUGGAAGGAGAAGUUGUCUACGAGGUUGAAAUUAAAAACAGUCUUCAAUCUGUAGGAGUGAAAUUGAGCAGGGGACAAAGCACCUCCGUCGAAGUAGGAAUUUUCCAUAAAAUACAUACCAUAAGUAAAACGCCAUCUUGUUACAUGUAUACUUUCACUAGAACGAGCAAAGAAGAUGAGAAAGAACCUACGGAAAACAAACGAUCUCGAAGGUACUCCCCUUUUCCUCUCAUAGAAGACAUCGGGGCGAAAGUAAAAUCUGCUGUUUCGAUGUGGGGCCAUUUUGUGAAUUCUGUUUUAUAUAUUUUGUUUGGGAAACCCUAUGACAUACGUACGAUAAUAAAGAAUGAUGAAUAUUGA